AAGCAAUGCUAGACAAUUUUGGUCCCACCUGAUUUUAUCCCCAACCACGCGCCUUCCUUUCAUUUGCCAUGUCGUUACUUUUUCCUCCGAUCUAAACCAACGGUCCAAGUUUAUCCUAACUUGUUCGACCUUUAACUCCGCUCAUUUCGUAGUUAAAUAUCUCCGUUCAGUCACCGUUCCAUCCCGGCUAUCGACUUCUUUUUUUUCAACAACAAAAAGAUCUUAAGAUACCCCAUCUCCUGUCCAGUUUCUGAUCACUAUGGGGCUACUUGACCAGUUAUGGGACGACACCGUUGCUGGUCCUCGACCCGAUAACGGUCUGGACAAGCUACGGAAGCACUCCUCUUUCACUUCCCGGCCUAACUCCUCCAAGGAAUCCGAUGGCGGGAGUGUGAGAUCGUUCAAUGAUGAAACGCCGUCGGAGAAAACGACCAAAGUGACACGUUCGAUCAUGAUCGUAAAAUCGCCUCGUUACCAGAGCGGAUCGCCUCCGGUUUCGCCGGCAGAAUCUACUCCUCCGGUAUCUCCUUUAUCUGGAGCCGUUUCGAUUUUGGAGAAGGUUUACAUCGGGCGCAUACGAAAAGUCCGGGAGCAAUGUUGGACCUAGGAGCGCUCCUACUCCUUAUGACGUGUGAGAUGUGAGCUGAUCUCCGGUGAUCCGUUAUUCUACGACGUAUCGUUUAUUUGCAUAGUGUCUAGGAUGAGGUCUUUACUGCUGAAGCCUACAAUGUAAUGUCAAAUAGAGUUUACUGCUUCUGUUUUGCAAUGCAAUGUGUACGUCUGGCUAUAUAGCUUUAGCAUGGGAUAAUAUUUAUAGACGGCGCUGAAGAGCUGUAAACUAUGUAGGGAUGACAAUGUACGCUUUCUUUUUCUCUUGUUGAAAAUAAGAUUUCGGUUUCGGUUUUCACUUA
This is a messenger RNA of Hibiscus syriacus, 911 nucleotides long. RefSeq names its product dormancy-associated protein homolog 3-like. The transcript is spliced from 3 exons. Lineage: Eukaryota; Viridiplantae; Streptophyta; Magnoliopsida; Malvales; Malvaceae. The record is from RefSeq and is a predicted model, not a curated record. The coding region runs from base 260 to 607 and encodes 115 amino acids.